This is a messenger RNA of Pseudomyrmex gracilis, 5139 nucleotides long. It is a transcript of the gene VGAT, whose product is annotated as vesicular inhibitory amino acid transporter. Gene Ontology annotation, molecular function: amino acid transmembrane transporter activity. NCBI's taxonomy places the organism in Eukaryota, Metazoa, Arthropoda, Insecta, Hymenoptera, Formicidae. Gene Ontology annotation, cellular component: vacuolar membrane. Bases 585 to 2192 code for a protein of 535 amino acids. The transcript has 4 exons. The record is from RefSeq and is a predicted model, not a curated record. Gene Ontology annotation, biological process: amino acid transmembrane transport.
AACAUUUUUUCGAAGAGACGCGCGAGUUUUUAACUUGACUCUCUUUCGGGAGAAAGAAGAAACGGGAUGCGCGAACACGCGGGAUACGCGCGAGAUGCGUGCACGACGUCUCUCUCUCUCUCCCUCCUCGCGGUCCAUCGAUCGAAUCCUGCGCAUUCGGGGGAGGCUGGCCAUAUUAUUUUCCCCGAUCUCCCGAUCUUUCCCUCGGCGCCGCCGUGUGUUCCCGCUGUGUGUGUGCUGGUGGUCGAUGCCGCAGAUCGAGGGCCUCGCCGCGAUUUUUGCCACGCAAAUCGCGGUGUAGAUUUUCAGAGAGAAGAGCGAAAACAACAUCGGGGGCCCGUAAUCAUGCGGCUCAGUUAGGCGGUCUCUGGUCAUUUCAUCACACGUCCUUUUCCACCCUUUUCGUCCCUUCACCUUCAUGAAGCCUCGCUUACGACCGAGGUCGUUUUUAAUUUAAUUUCGCCUCCACGUCGGUGCCGUUCGUCGGAUUGCGCCGCGAGAAAGGACAGGAAAUUGGGAUCUCUCUAGGAGGAACGAGCGGAGGACUCGAGGAUUCGCCCACCUGAAGCAACAGAUAGGAGGAAAUGGCAAAUUUUCGUGGGUUUUACAUACCGUCCCUGGGAGCGACGAUCAACGUCGCCUGGGAGACUCUGAAAGCGAAGUGGCCGGAGAACAGCCCGUGCGUGGAGCUGUUACGCAGCGGCGGUAUGAGCGGCAUGGGGCGUCCUCAGGCCCAGGACGAUCAGGGCCAAUUCAAGUCGUUCGACGAGGGCCGCGACAACACCGAGAUGAUGACCAUGAACGGGGACCAGGCGUAUCGGGAUCAGAAUAACGUGGCGGUCGCCGAGGACUCGUUCAGCUAUCAGAGAAACGGGGAUAAGGUUCGAACCGGAAGCGUGAGCAGCGGGGAGUUCAGCGAGUACGACGAGGGCGGUGGAGAAUUCGGCAGUCCGGGAGUUAAGAUCAACGAGUGGCAAGCCGCCUGGAACGUUACAAAUGCCAUUCAGGGAAUGUUCAUCGUCAACUUGCCGUUCGCCGUUCUGCGCGGCGGUUACUGGGCGAUCGUAGCGAUGAUCGGGAUCGCGUACAUCUGCUGUUACACCGGCAAGAUCCUGGUCGAGUGUCUGUACGAGCUGGACUCGGUGACGGGUCAGCGUGUGCGCGUACGGGACUCGUACGUGGCGAUCGCGAAGGAGUGCUUCGGGCCGAGAUGGGGCGCUCGCGCCGUCAACAUCGCGCAGAUCAUCGAACUGCUGAUGACCUGCAUCCUGUACGUGGUCGUGUGCGGCGACCUGAUGAUCGGCUCGUAUCCCGAGGGCGCGAUCGACGUACGCAGCUGGAUGAUGCUAGUCGGCAUAUUCCUGCUGCCGCUCGGCUUCCUAAAGUCGCUUCAGCAUGUCUCAAUGCUGAGCUUCUGGUGUACGAUGUCCCAUCUUCUCAUCAACGCGGUCAUCAUCGGUUACUGUAUCCUCGAGAUCGGUGACUGGGGAUGGUCGAAGGUGAGGUGGACAAUCGACAUGAAGAAGUUCCCAAUCUCGCUCGGCGUGAUCGUUUUCAGUUACACAUCGCAGAUCUUUCUGCCGACCCUCGAGGGCAAUCUCAUCGAUCGCUCAAUGUUCGACUACAUGCUGAACUGGAGCCACAUCGCCGCGGCCGCGUUCAAGUCGAUCUUCGGCUGGAUCUGCUUCAUGACCUUCCAGAACGACACGCAGCAGGUGAUCACGAACAAUCUGCACUCGGUCACUUUCAAGGCCAUGGUGAAUCUGUGCCUGGUCAUCAAGGCGGUGCUCUCCUACCCGCUGCCAUAUUACGCGGCUUGCGAGCUGCUCGAGCGCGCGUUCUUCCGCGGCCGACCGAAGACGAUCUUCCCGACCAUCUGGACGGUCGAUCACGAGCUGAAGGUCUGGGGCCUCGCCUGGCGAGUCGGCGUGAUCGUGUUCACCAUACUGAUGGCGAUCUUCAUACCGCACUUCAGCAUACUGAUGGGUUUCAUCGGUUCGUUCACCGGCACCAUGCUGUCUUUCAUCUGGCCUUGCUACUUCCAUCUGAAACUGAAAAGGAACUCGAUGGAAUGGAGCGCCGUCGCGUACGACUGCUUUGUCAUCUUUCUCGGUAUUCUCUUCGGCGUGAUCGGCGUCUACGAUUCCGGUACCGCGCUGAUCGACGCCUUCCAGAUCGGCCUGCCUUUCUGAACGGUCUCCCGUAGACAGCCAGACCGUUCCGUUAUUGUUCUUGUCUUAUACCAAAAUGAUAUUACAGAGAAAUUGCCCACGAGCCGUCGAAGUAGCCGACCCUCGACCUUACCAUGUUGCUCGAUAUUACGCAAUACUUGCUAACGCAUGCGGAAGACCACAUCUGGAUCCCUGAAGCGGUAAGCUAAAAAAACAAACACCUGCUUUAGGAAAUUUCUCAGUAAAAAAAAAAAAAAAAAAAAAAAACUUAGGAAUUCUCUGGAGUAAUCAGUUCACUAGUCUGUACGGAAUUACGUUUUGAACUUGCGUUUUACAGAGAAUUGUGUAAAAAAAAAAAAAAUGUAUAUCAAUGUGCGCGCGUAAACAUAUCUGAUGAGAAAACCUUGAGAUCGUCCGCCCGAUGAUUUGUUUCGCAUUCGCGAGCUGAUGUCUUCCUCCUAAAAUGUCUUCCAAGAUGCAGCGGCAGAGCGCAGCCUCUAUUAAACUAGUUGAACUAUACUGUUACAGUUUUUUGGAUUUUAUAAUUGUAUUUGCGGUGUGCGAUGAGACGCCACCCGUGUAUGAGUUUCAAGUCGACGCGUCGAGAAUUGGGAGACAACGACGACGACGUUCGGCGCGCCGAUCGAUCUCGAGUUCGUCGCUUUGCGUUUCGGAUCGAUGAUAAAUCUGACCGGAGGAGCGAUCCGACGCGCCGCCGUCCUGUCGCCGUGUACAAAACGAGACGCGAGAAACGAACAGUUUUACCGAGUACAAUUAGUUGUAUAAUCCAACGUCUUCCAAGAUCGCAUAGAUCGCACACACACGUUAGAGUCUAAGAAGAAUUAGAUUUACGUAGCCACGUUCCACGUGUUUGCGGAAUGCCGCGACGAUGUGGCUCAUAGAAGAGCGAAAUUUCUCGGAUUUUUAAGAAAAAAACGCGAAUCCUCAAGACAAUAAAUUAAAUAAAUAAGUUCGAACAGCGUGGGGAUUCUCGAUUUUGUUAUUAAAUUGUUUUCGGAACAUUUUUGAAUUCACAGAUAUAAUAUAAUUCUUACGCGAAUGUGCGGAUAUUUUGUACAUAUCACGAAUUGUAGUGUCUUUUUUUUUCUCUUUUUUAUUUCUCUCGGAGAGCCGUUCGCGUGCGUUUCCGCAAACGUGGAAAAUUCGUAAAGCGCGAGACCUAAAGCGCGCAUUAAAUAAAAAUAAUCGUGAAACGAGUCUUCCACUAAUGUCUUCCAGAAACAAAGAGAUGUUGCAGAAAAUAAUAUAAACUAUUAUAUAUAUAUAUAUAUAUAUACAUAUGAUGAUGAUGUAUUACUAUUUAUUGAGCAAGGCGCAUCUUUGUCGAAUUAAGCGUUAAACAAUUGAGAGUUGUAGACGUUAAGCGUUAACUCGUAAGGUUUACGAUCAUUACGCAUUAAAAAAAAAAAAAAGAAUAAAAAAAUUGAUGUUUCAUAUUCGGUGAAUAUAUCAAUGACACAUACACACACACACACACAUAACUGUAAGUAAACUCAUGCUGUUUAUAAAGAAAAAAAAAGAAUCAAAUUUAGAUCGUUAACAAGGGGAUCAUCUUACUUCUUUGUAUCAACAAUAAUUACGCAGAGUGAUUGAAUGAGAUAAUUAAAUUGUAAUUGGAACUUUCUUUUCGUGGUCGAAAUUUUUUUCUCUUCGGUGAGCGAUACAAGAAAAUUCACGAAAAAGUCUUUUGUCCAAAAAAAAGACAAAAAAAAACAAAAUAAAGUAAAAUUCACAAUUUUGCUUUGUUUCAAUUUCGUCGAGAUCUCAGCCCGAGAGAAACUAAAGCGAAGAAAAAUUCAAAAGAACGAGAUCGCUGACCCGAUGAACAAAAUUGAACCGCCACGAAGAGACAAUCCCGAGAAGACGCUGAUGAUGAUUGCAAUCUUAAAUGUGAAACGAGAAUAUAGGCUUAUAUACAAAAUGCUUUCUCCAGAAAUAUCCAUAUUUUGUGGCGUUUCGGGACGAGCGGAACCUCAUCAGUGUUGUGUAGACAGAAAUAUACCUUAUUAAACGUUAUAAACUGAUGUAAAGCGGCAUCCGUACUAUGAGAAAACGCAUUAAUCCGUAUGAGUAUAUGGAAGAAAUUGAAAAUAUAUUAACAAAAUUUUAUGAAAAGCUCUUACAUCUCUCAUUUCGUCCGAACCAACUGGAAUCCCAAAAUGGGAGCUCGCCAUUCAUCACUUCACACUACCGAGCAAUGAAUUAUUACCCUCGCUCUCUUUUGAAAAGAACCCGAUAUGUGGCAAUCGUUUAUCCUUUCCAUGCAACUUGAGUUCAUUUUUUUUCACAGAUUUUCGCUUCGCACUUUAUAGACAUUUUCUAAAAAAGGGAUGAAGGAUCUUGGUGGUGGCGAACAUUUUAUCCAAACAGUUCAAUUUAUUAACAAUGCUUUAUUAUUUGUUUUCUUUUUUACAUAUUAGAAUAUGCUAAUUAGAAAUGCACAAAACCUAUGGCUGAAAAUAAUAGUUUAUUUAGAAGGCUUGGUACUGAGUAUGGCAACGCCUUGGACUCUCCCUUGAGAUAUUAGACCAAUCGAAUCAUCAGUGAACAAUUUUUCUUUAAGUAGAAAAAAUGUAAGACAGUUGAGUUUUGAGAAAAAUCUAUAAAACGUUAAGUCAAAGUUUUUUCGGAAAAGGGAAACUCUCUUACAAUUGUUACACUAGUCUCUAAUUCGAGAGUUCUUUUUCAGGCUUCCUGUCCUAGUAUAUAAAAUACAUAAAAACAAAACAAAACGCGGGGAGAUCAUUAAUCUGAAUAUGUAUGUGUGUGAGCGUGUAACGCUGUCUACAUAACCGUUCCUCCCACACUUGCUUUUCACAUUGAUCCAAUUACGUUUAAAUUAUUCACCGACGCGCGAAUUCAGUCCAUAAAAACGCAUAAAAAAACAAGCCUCUAAAAAUAAUAUCAACGAAUCACAAAAAAGCAACGAGAAAAAAGAACAAAAAUA